Molecule: messenger RNA, 2163 nt
Organism: Fukomys damarensis (Damara mole-rat)
Lineage: Eukaryota; Metazoa; Chordata; Mammalia; Rodentia; Bathyergidae
Gene: Ccdc170
Product: coiled-coil domain containing 170
Exons: 11
Coding region: 1-2163 (720 amino acids)
Biological process (GO): microtubule cytoskeleton organization
Cellular component (GO): Golgi apparatus
Molecular function (GO): microtubule binding
Source: RefSeq, a predicted model, not a curated record
AUGGAGCAGCUGCUGGCCGUGGAGCAGCCUCUGGUUGUCAGCCAUGGUUUUUCCGCUGUGUCCCCCAAGAUCACUGAGGAAACUUAUGAUCAUCUCUUGGAAGUCCCGGUCACUCGGGAGCAAUUAAGUCACUACCGGCAUGUGGCUGAAAAUGUUCGAAGUGAACUUGCUGCAACUUUGGUCAAAUUUGAACGUGCUCAGUCUGAGCUUCAGGAACUUCGCUCCAAGAUGCUUUCUAAAGAAGUUUUCUGCCAAGAGCUGAAGGCUGACAUGGAGAGCUUCAAAGAAAACAAUGCCAGAAAAUCAUCUCUCCUUGCCUCUUUGAGAGACAGAGUGCAGGAACUCGAAGAAGAGUCAGCAGCACUUUCCACUUCUAAAAUCAGGACAGAAAUCACAGCUCACACUGCAAUCAAGGAGAACCAGGAAUUAGUGAGGACAGUUGCAGAACUAGAUGAAAAAUUACAAAAGUGUGCAAAGGAAAGUGAGGAGAGUAAGAAGCAAGUCUUGGAGCACUGCCGGAAGCAUGCUGACUUUCUAACUCAGCUCUGGGACUGCCUGGAUCCAGACCAGAAGGACCAGAAGGCAUCAGAUGAAGAUCUCAUUUUAAAGCUUCGAGAGCUGUGCAGGGAAAACGCAUUCAUGAAAGGACAAAUUGCUAGUCUUGGAGAGACUAUAAAUGUCCAUGAGAUGGAGGCAAAAGCUAACAGAGAAACGAUCAUGAGGCUGGCGUCUGAAGUCAACAGAGGACAGAGCAAAGCUUCCUCCUGGGCAGAAGAGAAGAACAAGCUGAACCAGGAUUUGCUCUGUGCUGUAGAGGCAAAAGAAGCUUUGGAAAGGGAAAUUAAGAUCUUCCAAGAAAGGUUGCUUGCUGGCCAGAGGGCCUGGGAUGCCUCAAAGCAGGAGCUGAGCCUUCUGAAGAAAAGCUCUGAAGAGUUGGAGAAGAAUUUGAAGGCCAGUAGGGAUACAGCUACAGCCUCGCAAAGCCAGAACUCCUUAUUUAGGGAGAAAAUCGCAGCCCUCCUUAGAAGCAGGCUGGGGAUGACCGGGCCCACGGAGGAUGCCAUUUUGGAGAAGAUUCAAGAAAUGGGAAGCCAGGAAGAGGGCAGGACGAGGAUGGUCUCUCAGCUUGAAUCCCAAGUAUCUGAGCUUGUUGAACAGUUGGGAAAUGAGUCUGAGUCUCACCAGAAAACUCUACAGAGGGCCCAGAAAGCAGAAAACAAGUUGGAGGCUCUUCAGGGCCAGCUGACAGACCUGGAAGGAGAGCUGGUUUCUGGAGAUGUUUUGCGAGACAAUUUGAAUUUUGAGAAACAAAAAUAUCUUAAGUUUCUGGAUCAGCUUUCAGAAAAAAUGAAACUGAACCAGAUGGCUGCUGAACUUGGCUUUGACAUGCGUCUGGAUGUAGUUUUAGCUCGCACAGAACAGCUGGUCCGUCUGGAGAGCAAUGCAGUCAUCGAAAACAAAUCUAUCGCCUACAAUUUACAGAGAAAGUUAAAGACUCAGAAAGAAAGGCUGGAGAGCAAAGAACUGCACAUGAAUCUCCUCCGUCAGAAAAUAGCCCAGCUGGAGGAGGAGAAGCAGUUGCACACCGCCUUGGCUGUGGAGAGGGAUGAGGCCCAUCUCACCACCAGGACGCUGGAGAAGAAGGUGGAGAGGAUGCAGAAGGAGCUAAAUGCAUGUCGCCAAUCCAACACCGAGCUCAAAGCCAAACUGGCUGACACCAAUGAGCUUAAGAUUAAAACUUUGGAACAGACCAAAGCCAUUGAAGAACUCAAUAAAUCCAGAGACAAACUGGAGAAGAUGAAGGAGAAAGCUGAGAAGAAGCUAAUGUCUGUGAAGUCAGAACUGGGUACUGCAGAAAAUGAGGCUAAAGAGGAGAAGGAAAGGGCGAGAAGCUUGAUAGAAGUGAUAACCCGUGAAAUGAAGAUGCUAAAAAAAUCUCUGGAAGAGGCAGAAAAGAGAGAAAAACAGCUGGUGGACUUCAGGGAAGUAGUUUCCCAGAUGCUGGGCUUGAACGUGACCACUCUGGCUCUUCCUGACUAUGAGAUCAUCAAAUGUCUUGAAAUACUGAUCCAUUCACAUCAGCAUCAUUUUGUGGCUUGUGCCUGCCUCAAAGAUACUGGGCAGGAUAGACACCCACAGGGCCCCUUGAAGCUUCUUCAUUGA